AUGGGCAAGGGUUUCCACCACGCAGCCACGCUGCGCAAUAGAGCUUCGCCUCAUCCUGGCCGACAGGGUCGUUUUGUCGCAAGUCUCCUGUCGGGGAGGGACUCGCGACCAGGAAGUUCGCAGCAAACAUACGAGAUCCAAACCAAGGAUCCUGCAAUGAUGCGCAUUACCAUUGCAAAUUCCGGCACGGUGCGCAAUCUUGUCAACCCAGCAGAGUGGCACACUUCUAUGGUGCUGGUGAACUGGUGA
This is a messenger RNA of Colletotrichum abscissum, 249 nucleotides long. RefSeq lists its product as uncharacterized. The coding region runs from base 1 to 249 and encodes 82 amino acids. The record is from RefSeq and is a predicted model, not a curated record. Lineage: Eukaryota; Fungi; Ascomycota; Sordariomycetes; Glomerellales; Glomerellaceae. The transcript has 2 exons.